Colletes gigas is the source of this 1369-nucleotide messenger RNA. It is a transcript of the gene MED27, whose product is annotated as mediator of RNA polymerase II transcription subunit 27. Lineage: Eukaryota; Metazoa; Arthropoda; Insecta; Hymenoptera; Colletidae. The record is from RefSeq and is a predicted model, not a curated record. Gene Ontology annotation, molecular function: transcription coactivator activity. The transcript is spliced from 5 exons. Gene Ontology annotation, cellular component: mediator complex. Gene Ontology annotation, biological process: regulation of transcription by RNA polymerase II. Bases 355 to 1224 code for a protein of 289 amino acids.
CUGAUAUAAUACCGUGAUCACGCUAUAAUAUGUGCAGAGAUAUACAUCUGACCAUAUAUGACGCGUGGAAUCACGUAGUACUACUUCACCCAGGAUGCGGUUACUUCAUAUACCCCACGUAACUGUAAAGUAGAAACAAGCCGACUGUCAAGCUUUAAUUAGUAAAUUUUCAUUUUAUAGUAUGAAUGAAACAAUUUGUCAUAAAUAGGCCCUGUGACGACUUAGAAACUAUUUGUGGAAGAUGUGUUUAUUUAUGUGCUUUUGAGGUUAAAUGCCGGCAGUGUUUCUAAGAAAACUUACUUAAUUUCAUAGUCAAUAAAUCCUUACUAUGCUCAUAUUUUAAACAACGAUAAAAUGGAACAACUGCAGACUGCAUUGACAGCGAUUAAAGUACUACGUUCUAGUGUUGGUCAAGUGUUCGAUUCUCUCGGAAAUGGAUUACGAGCAGAUCAUGGAGAGGAAAAUAAAGAAAAUAAAUAUUUGCUCGAAUUACAAGAACUUUUAACAACUGUCAGUGUUAAUUUACGAGACGUUGAACAAGCUGUAAGUAGUUUAAAUCCACCACCAGGACCAUUUAAUCUAGCAAGUACUGCAUAUCUUAGUCAAGAGACUACGCAAGAAAGACAAGCAUUGUAUAGUACGGUGGUCAAUAGUUAUAAAUGGACUGACAAAAUUCAUGAAUAUAGUAAUGUUGCUCAAACAUUGCUUAGUCAAAAUUCAUUGAAAAGAUCUUCUAGUAGAACGAAAAGAGGUAGAGUUCAAACAAGUAAUCAUAAUGUUCCUCAACAGCAAGUGGAUUCGAUGAUAGCUACUUUCGAUAGACUUUUUAAUGAUAUGACAGUAUCUAUAUCACGACCAUUUGCAUCAAAUGUAGUAUUACACGUUACACUAGGGCAUGUUUUAAAAGGAGUAAUAGCAUUUAAAGGUGUAAUGAUUGAAUGGGUAGUUGUUAAAGGUUAUGGAGAAACUAUGGAUCUAUGGACAGAAUCCAGACACAAAGUUUUCAAAAAAGUAACAGAAAAUGCUCAUGCUGCAAUGUUACACUUUUAUUCACCAGCAUUACCUGAAUUAGCUGUUCGAUCAUUUAUGACUUGGUUUCAUAGCUUGAAUAAUUUAUUUAGUGACCCAUGCAAACGUUGUGGCUUACAUCUACAUAGUGCCUUACCCCCAACAUGGAGAGAUUUUCGAACUUUGGAACCUUACCAUCAAGAAUGUAAACCAUAAUAAUUUCUAUUAGUCUUCCAUGACAUAAAAAGAAACAUGUAUGUAUUAUAAUUUUGUUCUCUUUCGAAAAUAUAUUUAACGUACGCAAAACCAGAGGGCGUCUCCCUAGCGUUCGCGCUUUUUAUAAUCUCCUUCAAUCGCGUUA